AUGUUAUCACCCACUGAGGAAUUACAUCCUACAGCAAAUCUUUACACAACAUGGACCACCAACAAUGACCAACCCAUGCUCCUUAGAGAAACCAAUAUAGCUAAAUUCGCCUGUGGUUUUUUCUGUGAAGGAAAUUGUACCUCUUACCUCUUUGCCAUAUUUAUUUCUCCAACCAAAUACUCCGAUACUCAGGUCAUUUGGUCCGCCAACCGCGACUAUCGAGUCAAGAAGAAUGCGAUAUUGAAUUUCACCGCAGCUGGAGAACUGUUCCUACAGGAUGCAGACGGAAGAAUAGUUUGGACCACAAACACUGCAGGAAAGUCAGUUGCUGGCAUGAACCUAACUGAUGCCGGAAAUCUGGUUUUGUUUGAUAACAAUAACUCGGUAGUUUGGCAAUCUUUUGAUCACCCAACAGAUUGUCUGCUACCUGGCCAAAAGUUGUUCCAAGGUCAAGAAUUGAAAUCUAGUGUUUCCUUAGACAAUUCGUCGGAAGGUAUGUAUUCUCUUCAAGUCACGGAUAAAGGUUUGUUUGCUUAUGUUCACUCAAACCCACCUCAACCCUAUUACAGUAGGUUUACCUAUCUAUACGGCAAACCCAACACAAAUAAAGUUAGAAAAUACGUCAGCUACUUGAAUGGGGGUUUGGCAUUUUUCAUAUAUUCUUCCGAGUCAAGUGAUCCCGACGUUGUGAUUGGCAUACCUCAAGCAUCAUCGGCUCAGUAUAUGAAACUGAUGUCAAAUGGGCAUUUGCAAGUGUUUGAAGGGAAACGGCCAUCUGGAGGGUGGAUGGUGGUAGCCGAUCUUACUACAGGUUAUGUAGAUGAGUGUAGUUAUCCUUUAGUUUGUGGAAGAAGUUCCGUUUGCUCAACUAAUCAACAAUGUAGUUGUCCUGAAAUAGAAUAUUUUAGACCCGUAGACGAUCACCAACCCAACCUGGGUUGCUAUGAAGUUACUCCACUCACAUGUAAUUCUACACAAGGUCAACAUUUUAUUACACUCGAACAUGUUAGUAUUAUUUAA
Molecule: messenger RNA, 1020 nt
Organism: Helianthus annuus (common sunflower)
Lineage: Eukaryota; Viridiplantae; Streptophyta; Magnoliopsida; Asterales; Asteraceae
Product: epidermis-specific secreted glycoprotein EP1-like
Exons: 2
Coding region: 1-1020 (339 amino acids)
Source: RefSeq, a predicted model, not a curated record